Messenger RNA from Fimicolochytrium jonesii, 255 nucleotides. RefSeq names its product CCAAT-binding transcription factor (CBF-B/NF-YA) subunit B-domain-containing protein. Gene Ontology annotation, biological process: regulation of transcription by RNA polymerase II. The transcript has 2 exons. Gene Ontology annotation, cellular component: CCAAT-binding factor complex. Gene Ontology annotation, molecular function: DNA-binding transcription factor activity, RNA polymerase II-specific; RNA polymerase II cis-regulatory region sequence-specific DNA binding. The record is from RefSeq and is a predicted model, not a curated record. The annotation marks the transcript as partial. NCBI's taxonomy places the organism in Eukaryota, Fungi, Chytridiomycota, Chytridiomycetes, Spizellomycetales, Powellomycetaceae.
AUGAACGCGGCCGCCGCGGCGGCAGUGGCAGCCGCUACGACUCAGGAACGUCAAGCGGACGAGCCGUUAUACGUUAAUGCAAAGCAAUACCACCGGAUCUUGAAGCGCAGAGAGGCGAGGGCGAAAAUAGAGGCGCUGAACAGGGGACGGAGGGAGAAGGGGUAUAUUCACGAAUCGCGCCAUCGGCACGCUAUGAGGCGACCAAGAGGGCCCGGAGGACGGUUCCUGAGCGCAUCUGAAUUGGCGGCCUUGAAG